AUGCGAGAACGCAGCCAGGACAGCCAGGCAGGACUCGCGCUGUAUGUAGGACUCUUUGGACACCUGGGGAUGCUUCACAGGGCCAAGUACAGCCGCUUUCGGAACGAGUCCGUCACGUCUCUGGACGAAGCGAGCCCGGAAGGCUCGGUCGGAAACAAGGGCUCCACGCCGCCUCCCCACCCAGCCCUGGCCCCUCACCUGCCGGCUGAAGAUGCCGUUGCGCACGCCCAGGAGAGCCCCACAGCGCUGUGCACCUUGAUUCCGCGUAUGGCAAGCAUGAAGCUGGCCAACCCAAUCACUUUUCUGAGUCUGAAAACCUUUUGCCUGGGUACCAAAGAGGUGCCCCGGCAGAAGCUUCAAGAGAACCAGGAUCAGAGCAACCCACCGUCCCCGGAAUUCAGUCUGAGCAGGACUGAGCCUGCACCUCCAUCACAUCCGGACCAGGUGGGUCGCAGGGUCGUCUCCUUGCCUUCUGAUAUUUGUCCACCGCCUGGCCCUGGAGAACAGACCCUCAGGAGCAAGCAGGACCGGCACGCUCUGCAGCACCUGUUGGGGACCGGUCUGAACUACUGUGUGAGGUACAUGGGCUGCAUCGAAGUGCUGCAGUCAAUGAGGUCGCUGGAUUUUGGAAGGAGAACCCAAGUUACAAGGGAUGCAAUAAGCCGCCUGUGUGAAGUUGUCCCUGGGGCCCACGGAGCCAUUAAAAAGCGAAAGGCUCCCGUUAAGUGCCUGUCGACGGUUCUUGGCAAAAGCAAUCUUCAGUUUUCAGGAACGAUUAUAAAGCUGACUGUUUCAACCUGCAGCCUCACACUGAUGAACCUUGACAACCAACAGAUUAUUGCAAGCCAUCAAAUGCAAUCAAUUUCAUUUGCCUCUGGAGGGGACCCUGAUACCACAGACUAUGUUGCCUACGUAGCUAAAGAUCCCGUCAACCAACGAGCGUGCCACAUACUGGAGUGUCAAAAUGGAAUGGCCCAAGAUAUCAUAAGUACCAUAGGACAGGCCUUUGAACUCCGGUUCAAACAGUACUUGAAAAAUCCUUUCUUGAACACUUGGGAAAGCGAGGAGGUACACCUUGACGGCACAUCUGAAGACAGAGAUCACGACUAUUACAACGCAAUCCCAGGGAAGCAGCCGCCUGUGGGCGGCAUUGCAGAUGUUCGGAUUAAGGGUCCAGCUACGGACCAAAUGGCUUACUGCCCUAUCCGGUGUGAAAAGUUGUGCUAUUUGCCUGGGAACUGUAAGUGCAUCGGUGUGUAUGAGAACUGUGUGGGACAGAGCGGGCCAAUAGGUACGCCCCAUGAAGGAGAGAUGCAAAGUGAUGGCGCGUGGAGGAAGCACUCCAGCAGAGUGGAUCUCUUUGAUGACCCCUGCUACGUCAACACACAGGCUCUUCAGGGUACCCUUGGCCAUGGUGGGAAGCAAAGCCCCGCUCAGCCACAAGGGAACCCGUGGCACCUUAGAAAGGUACCAGAAACUGUGCAGCCGGGAGCCACCACUCAGCCUGUGAGCUCACACUCUUUACCACACAUUAAGCAGCAGCUGUGGAAUGAAGAAUGCUUCCACGGCCGGCUGAGCAGGGGGGCGGCAGAGAAACUGCUGGUGAAGGACGGGGACUUUUUGGUUCGAGAGAGCAUAACAUCUCCUGGCCAGUAUGUACUGAGCGGACUGCAAGGUGGCCAGGCCAAACAUCUUCUUUUGGUGGAUCCUGAAGGCAAGGUGAGAACCAAGGACCACGUAUUUGAUAAUGUGGGCCACCUUAUCAAAUACCACAUGGAUAACAGUUUGCCAAUCAUCUCUUCUGGAAGUGAAGUAAGCCUUAAACAACCAGUAAGAAAAGAUAACACAGGACUUUUGCAUUCCAAGAAAUGACA
Psammomys obesus (fat sand rat) is the source of this 1874-nucleotide messenger RNA. RefSeq names its product SHC adaptor protein 4 (gene Shc4). Gene Ontology annotation, cellular component: plasma membrane. The transcript is spliced from 12 exons. Gene Ontology annotation, biological process: intracellular signal transduction; cell surface receptor protein tyrosine kinase signaling pathway. The coding region runs from base 1 to 1872 and encodes 623 amino acids. Gene Ontology annotation, molecular function: receptor tyrosine kinase binding. The record is from RefSeq and is a predicted model, not a curated record. Lineage: Eukaryota; Metazoa; Chordata; Mammalia; Rodentia; Muridae.